Molecule: messenger RNA, 269 nt
Organism: Rubroshorea leprosula
Lineage: Eukaryota; Viridiplantae; Streptophyta; Magnoliopsida; Malvales; Dipterocarpaceae
Source: the annotation of a GenBank genome assembly
CUGUGAGCUUUCACAUAAAAGAGAAAUUGUGUUAGGAAGGGUUAGGGAUAUCCCCCACCAGUUGUAGCAUCUCAUCCACAGACUUUGGAUCUUUGGGCAUGUGGCAAACAAGUGGUUGUCAUCCUCCAAUUCCUUUCUACAAAUGCAGCAAAAAGUCUCCUCCUUUUGAAGCUGGAUACCUCUUUUUAGGAUCCCUGCUUUCGUCGGAAGUCCCUUCAAACUAAGGUCUAUUCUUAGUUGCUAAUUUGUUCUUAAUUAAUAAUUUGUUC